AUCUAAAACUGGCAACCAUAGGAUUUGGAUACCAGUGGUAGCGUGGUAUUGGGCCUACUACACGGUAGUAGUGUUUAUCAGUGAACGAAGCUCAGAAGUAGAAGAUAUAUUUGUGUCUCCUCAUCAAGAAGUCUUCUUUUAAUAAGGAAAAGCAAUGGCGAAACUCGGCCUAUUGUCACGUAUCUACAACUUCCGAAUUGGUGUGAAGGCUAAACAAGCCUUUCGCGUCACGACUGGUCCUACUGUGCAGCGUCUUGGUCUUAACCUUCAGAUUCGUGCAAUGUCCGAUGCCCCAUCAGGCGAGGCCUCGUCGAUCGAUAAGCACAUCGUCUAUUCUCGUCACAAGGAUUUCGAUCUCCGUAGUCAAACAGUAGUUCAACGCUUCUUCGAACGAGCUUCCAUGUGGCCCAACUUGACAGCAAUGGAAUGCGGUCUGACUGGUCGCAAAUAUACAUACGGCAAGUUACGUGAUUUGACCCGCAAUUUCGGCAGUGCAUUAGUUCGGAUGGGUUUCAAACGAGGCGAAGUCUUUGGAAUGGUUCUUCCCAAUCUUCCUGAAUUUCCAAUAAUUUUGCUCGGGGCUGCCGGUAUUGGUAUGCCUGUUACUACGGUCAAUCCAAUUUACAACGUGGAGGAAAUUGCGCGCCAAUUGCAACUUUCUGGCGCCACCGUCGUGGUCACCAUUUCGGAAUUGGCGGGAACUCUUCGCCAAGUGGCUCAGUUAUGUCCCGAAAUUCGUCGCCUCAUAGUGGUGGGUAAACCAGAAGAAGGAUUUGUAUCCUUUGGAGAAAUGUUGCAAGACCCCGGUAACCUUUUCGACGAAAACAUUGAAAUCAAUCCGAUGGAAGAUGUUUUUGCGUUGCCAUUUUCAAGUGGUACGACUGGACUUCCAAAAGGUGUUAUGCUGAGCAAUGCUAAUGUAACUGCCAAUAUUCAGCAGCUUUUACAUCCCACAGCGAUGAAACUUACCACUCCACCACCAACUCGCCACGAAACGGACGUCCUUCAGGAGGUGUACGUCUGUAUUCUCCCAUUUUUUCAUAUGUAUGGAAUGGUGGGUGUUAUGCUGACAGGUUUGGAUUUAGGUGCCAAAAUGGUUAUUUUGCCUCGUUUCGAAGGCGACUCGUACGUCAAUUCCCUACAUCAACAUCAUCCGUCGACGUUACAUCUUGUUCCCCCUUUGGUUUUAUUUCUUGGACAUCGCCCUGAUCUAAAAUUGGAUGCAUUUCGUCGACUACAUACCGUCGCUAUUGGCGCUGCUCCAUUAGGACUAGCGGUUGCCACUAGAUUCGUCGAGCGCUUCCAAAAACACGACCUAUUGAUGCAAGAAGGAUGUGGGAUGACAGAAACAACGUCUGUUACUCAUCUCAGUCCGGUUAUAAACAACCAGAUCGGUUCGUUUGGUGAGCCAUUAUCUCGGACCAAAGUCAAAGUUCUGGAUGUAGAUACCGGAGAAUCUCUCGGACCCGGUCAACAUGGAGAAAUGUGUGUGUCGGGUCCACAGGUGAUGAAAGGAUACUAUAAAAAUCCAAAAGCAACAGAAGAAACUAUUGACAGUGACGGAUGGCUGCAUACUGGAGACAUGGUUUAUUACAACGAACAAAAUCAAUUUUUUAUUGUCGAUCGAUUGAAAGAGCUUAUUAAAGUGAAAGGCCUCCAGGUGUCUCCAUCAGAGCUGGAAGACAUUCUAAGGCGCCAUCCCAGUGUUUUGGAUGUGGCAGUUAUCGGUGUUCCUGACGAUGCUGCUGGUGAACUACCUCGCGCGUAUGUCGUCAAAAAGCCCGGCGUUGCGCUAUCUAAAGAAGAAAUUGCUGAAUUUGUUGACGCUAAAGUUUCCCAUCAUAAAAAGUUGAAGGGAGGAGUUCAUUUUCUUGAUGCUAUUCCCAAAACAAAUACUGGGAAGAUUCUCCGCCGUGAACUAAAAAUAAUGUCUCAGUAAUUAUCGCAGAUCUGACUAGACUGGUGAACGGGUAAUCUCAAGCUGGUAUAGUUCUGAAAAUUUUAUGAAAACUCAAGUACGUUGAAUUUUAAAAUAAACUCAUCGCAAUAUC
Molecule: messenger RNA, 2051 nt
Organism: Daphnia magna
Lineage: Eukaryota; Metazoa; Arthropoda; Branchiopoda; Diplostraca; Daphniidae
Product: 4-coumarate--CoA ligase 4
Exons: 9
Coding region: 155-1939 (594 amino acids)
Molecular function (GO): CoA-ligase activity
Source: RefSeq, a predicted model, not a curated record